Monascus purpureus is the source of this 883-nucleotide messenger RNA. The record is from the annotation of a GenBank genome assembly. Lineage: Eukaryota; Fungi; Ascomycota; Eurotiomycetes; Eurotiales; Aspergillaceae.
UUAAAGAUGGCUUCUGCCCUGUAUGCUCUGCUCCAGUCAAUUAAUCAAUCAAUUCACGAUAUCACGAUAGCUCCAAGAAUCAAAUAAUCUAGUCGAUCCAUUCUAUCUGCCAGUCAGCCACCACCAUGCAGCUCACAUCCAUCCUUUCCCUCAUCUUCACCUUCAGCAUCUCAGCUACAACAGUCAUCGCUGCAAGCAUCCCUUACUCUCGUGCUGCAGCUGUCCGUCGGAAUGCUGAUCCAACGAUCUGGCACGUCUCCAACUUCAGCACCGGCUGCUCCCCUGCUGGCUGCACCUAUCACUUCAACAUCUUCUCCCCAGCCACCUCGAAUACUCCUGGUUUCAACACGACAUGCUCCGGCACAGAUCUACAAGAAGAAAACCAUUCCUGCGCAGAUCCCACUGUGAAAUCGACCCUCCGCCCACUGCUAGGUCCCUGGAAUGUCACUGUCCUCCAUAACUGGGUCACUCCGGAAGACGCUGAGUACUGGGCUAUUGGCCAGGCGAAUAUUACUUCCGGGACAACGGAUUUCACGAUCCGCGUCACUCAGCAAUAUGGGGUUGCUUGAAGAGCUUUAUUUGCUUAAUUUACGAUCAGAUGCAUAUCGAUCUAUCCUCGCCUCAUAAUAUCGACGUCGACACUGACACCGUACGGAUCGAGUCGACGGAUGGAUGACCAAUAUCAGUUCUUUAUUCUGUUUGGGGAAAAUUGGCUUCUGGGGUUCUCUAUGCUCCUUUUUCUCAUGACUUCUGUGAUGAAAAGUAAUACCCAUUUGUACAGUGUACGAUGGCCGCCUGUCUAGGUGGUACCUAAUAAUGUCUUGUCUGCAAUGGGCAAUUGAAAGAAUAUAGAUUAAUACAUUUACUUACUCUACUAUCAACA